CCCGCAACCCAAUCCAUCGCCGCCUCCCUUCCAGAUCCAUCGCAGCCACCGCCACCUCCCUCCGGCGGAGCUCGCCGUCGUUCAUGGCCUCCCCCAUGCCCCCCUCCUCUCGCCCCUCCCCUUCCCUCACCACCCAACCGAACCAACCAGCCUACCAACCCGAAGAGAAAAGCGAGCGGAGGCGAGAUGGCGACCGGACGCGAGGCCGGCGAGGCGGCGCCGUGGGAGGAGGAGGAGCAGAGGGAGUGGGCGGAUCUGACGCCCGUGUGCCUGGCGGAGGCGUUCUCACGGCUGGGCCUGGAGGACCUGCGGCGCGGCGCCAUGGCGUGCUGCCGCUCCUGGCGGGCGGCCGCGCGCUCCCGGCCGGCGCUAUUCGUCGUGCUCGACCUCCGCCCGGCUUUCGAGGCCGUCAGCGCUGCACUUCUGGACGCCGCACUCGACCCCACCAUGCACACUGUCUCUCUCGCGACCACGCGCCGGCCAGGUUCGCCGCCUGGGCGACGGGUGGGAGGAUCCGUCAGAGGAGGGGGAGCGGAGGGAGAGGAAGGCGGAGAUGGCGCAGAGCACACUGCCGAGAGGCUGCAGAGCCAGGCCUCCCCCGACGACGAGUUCGAGAACGAGGGUCAUGGCGGCACCGGGCCUCCCCGAGGCGGACUUCAGGAAGGCGCUGGACUCGGCGCUCUUCAGGCGGUGGCUGGAGAGCCUGCAGGCGGAGAAGGGCCUGCUUGCCCACGGGAAGCUCAGCCUCCGCCAGAUCCUCAUCCAGGGGGUGGACAUGUUCGGGCAGCGCGUGGGAUUCCUCAAGUUCAAGGCCGACAUCAUGGACGAGGAAACCCAAGCCAAGGGAUUUUCUUUGCAAGAGGGCCUGCUGUUGCUGUGUUGAUCCUUUUGCAGUCCAAAGGGCAAACUUAUGUUGUUCUUACUGAACAGGCUAGAGUUCCUAUUGGGAAGUUUAUAUUGGAGCUACCAGCUGGAAUGCUAGAUGAUGAAAACGGCGACUUUGUUGGCACCGCAGUCCGAGAGGUUCACAAGGCAUAUACCAAUCUUGCUGCCACUGCCAGGAAUCCGACGAGUUCCAUAAGCUGUCUGGAUCUUCGUACUCUUGCUGUGCUGGCAAACUCCACCCUGUCCAGCUCAAGGUUGGAAUGUCUAUUGACCCAAAGCUGUUUCAAAGAUGUUUCUGUCAAACUUCCCAGCAGUCUCUUUGAUAUUAGGUCUCUUAAUUAUUGGAAAGACACUGGUAGUAACAUUUAUUGGUAGAGUGUUUGGAGUUUCCACCAUAGCUGUUGUUCGGGUUGGUCUUUUGUUUGCACCUGGUGGGGACUUUGAUAGCUAUGUUCCUCCUCCUCUACUGUUUAGUAGGCAGGCAGAAUACCCAAGUACUACUUCUUGAGCAUCGCCUACAUCAGCCAAAGGCUCUGAAAACUGGUUAUUAAUCAAAAACUGAAUUUGUUUUGUUGUGCAAUAUAUUUACACAUGAGCCAAACACCCUGAUUCUUACUUACCACUAUAAAUAAUUGUCUUCAAAGAGGGGUUGGAUUUCCUUUUUGAUCUGCAAUCUGCAUCGCCUAGUAAUUACUAGUAUGUUUCAUUUUGGGGGCAAUGUAUGUGGUUGUUUUGCAGGUACUAACUGUACAUUUGAUGUGCCUGUGAUUGAGCACCAACCAGCUUGUUAGUUUCGCAGGAGGAGCACGCCUAGGAGAAGAGAGGGCUCAUUCCACUUGUUUGGAAGAGAAGACGAUGAAGCAUGGUGGUUAUCUGGAUAAUCUGCCUUGUGUUUUGGUUGUACUUUGUACCUAGUUAUAUUGUAUUCUGUAGUAGUCAGCACAUUCUGGAGUAGAAUCUAGUGAAGUUGUAAAACUGUAAGAAAUGUGAGAAAUAUACUUUGUAUCUAGUUUUGUUUCA
Messenger RNA from Triticum dicoccoides, 1905 nucleotides. Its product is annotated as nudix hydrolase 14, chloroplastic-like. Lineage: Eukaryota; Viridiplantae; Streptophyta; Magnoliopsida; Poales; Poaceae. Gene Ontology annotation, biological process: nucleoside phosphate metabolic process; ribose phosphate metabolic process. Bases 187 to 1260 code for a protein of 357 amino acids. The record is from RefSeq and is a predicted model, not a curated record. Gene Ontology annotation, molecular function: ADP-glucose pyrophosphatase activity; ADP-ribose pyrophosphatase activity; protein binding. The transcript is spliced from 7 exons.